Molecule: messenger RNA, 2992 nt
Organism: Gadus morhua (Atlantic cod)
Lineage: Eukaryota; Metazoa; Chordata; Actinopteri; Gadiformes; Gadidae
Product: F-box protein
Exons: 3
Coding region: 351-1520 (389 amino acids)
Biological process (GO): protein polyubiquitination; SCF-dependent proteasomal ubiquitin-dependent protein catabolic process
Cellular component (GO): SCF ubiquitin ligase complex
Molecular function (GO): protein binding
Source: RefSeq, a predicted model, not a curated record
GGCCAAAACAAGCAUGUCGGCGCAAGUUGAUGACGCAUCAUUCGAGAAAAAACAUAAACAGAGCUCAGCUGUUAGCUUAGUCUGUAGCCUGUAUGCGGUUAAAUAUUGUCAUUUUCGUUCCGAAGUGACCUCAAAUCUUUUAAUAAGCCACCGUACUAUCAUUAUCUGACCAUGUGUGACAUUUACAAAAAAUGUCUAAUUCGUACUCCCAGUCCAACGGAUAUCCGAUUACGGUUUUGUUAGCUUGUUUGACUAACUCGUAUUUUAUUUCUUCAAAAGAUCCAACAAAACUUGACACAAAUAUGGCAAAACAACACCAUAACACUUCAAGGUGCAGAAUUUGACUUCCAAUGGCCACCAAUAUUCAAUCUUCAUCAACUACUAAUAUGUCCCCACGGAAGAGGUCCCUGGUUUCUCUAAACAGCAGAAGGAAAACUGUGGAGGACUUCUUCCCGUUUAACUUGUUACCUGUGGAGUGCCAGUUGCACGUACUGUCCUUCCUGAAUGAGGUGGACAAGUGCAGCUGUGCACUGGUCUGCUCUAGUUGGAGUUGUCUCGUCCGUUCAUGGAAGUUGUGGAGGGUGGCUGACUAUCGCCGUGGGAUCAUGCAUCUGGGCCAGGUGGGGCUGCUGGUUUCAAACCGAGAGUUUGAGCGGUGGAAAGCCUGGGUUCACCAUUACACUCACCACCUCAUCUCCCGUCAUGCCAGCCUGUUGACCCUGAAGGCCAGCUUUGACGUUGGGGACAGGUGCAACAAAUGGGGAGAGCUGUUGAGUCACCUGCUGGAUAGUGUCCACUGCAUAGACCUUGGCCACCUUGACCUCAACUGGACCUUCACACUGUUUGAACCACUGGACCUCAGGAUCCACUCCAGUUCAAGCUCCCACCAGGAGAGCAGCUCGCACCAGGAAAGCAUUUGCAAGAUGGAUCAGGUGUCCAGUUUCCAGGAGCUUUUGGCCAAGCUUACCAAAUGCUGCCCCCGCAUCUCCAAGAUGAAGAUGCAUUUCGACUGGUCCGACCUCUCCGUCUCGCUGCUCACACAGUUUCAGCGCCUGCGCGUCCUUGAACUCAAGUACUUCUGGGUCUUCAAAGGGGUCCCUCCAUCCACACUGCAGACGCUGACCGACUCCCUGCCCAGCCUGAGAUCCCUGACCUUACACAUCCUGGUGCCCCUCAGGAACCUGGGCAUCUCGUACACGCUCGAGUCCCCCUGCCUGGAGUUCCUGGAUGUGUCUCCAAGCCGGGGUCUGGUCUUCUCACGCCUGAAGCUCCCGGCGUUGCGGGAAUUUCGGGCCAGGAAGAUUGUCCGCGGGAUCACGCUGGACCGCAGGACCCGGCUGAGGAUCCAGAGCCGCUGGCCGUGUCUGUACCACGUCCUGCGGGACGGGGCGCCCAAACUCCAGGCGCUCAACAAUGAGAAACUUGUUCCCACUUGGAGAGAAGAUAGCUACAGUGAGCUUUCUGCCAUUCUGCAGCAGUCCUGCUACUGUGUGCAGCAUCUGGACAGCUGGCUCUGGUGAUACUGUGGAACCUACGACACUGAAACCAGUAGUUUUAGCUUUCUUAUGAACAUCUUGAUGAUGUUCUGGUCAGCCAGUCCUAGUGUUUUUUCUUUUUGAUCAAGCAUACAAUUUUAACUUGAAUGAAUCAAAAGUAAACUUAAAAGUUCUGCAUCGAUACAAGCAGAGUUGGAUAAACGGAUCAGAGUGAAUAGUAAUUUCCCUUCAUGAUAUUUUCAAUUAAUUUGAAUGUGGAGUUGUGUGUUGAGUUACCUUUAAGCUGUUUUUAUUUUUUUUUAUUCUAAAUACAUAUCAAUGAACCAUAGUAGCCUUUCUUUUAACAUUUUAUGUUUAGGAUAUUCUUUCCCCCCACAUGAUACCAUUGUGUGUUAGCUUUUCCUUUAGGUCCACAUAGAGUGUAAAAAUGUGCAGCCUUCUGCGCGACUUUGGUGCGAACAAAGAGAUUAAUGUGCAAGAAGAAGACUAAAUAUGUUUGUUUUUGAUUAACUUCCGCCUUUAAAAAAUGUAUGAAUUAAUAAAUGAGUGAGAAUGUGGAGUGCAGUGCACUUUUCACAUUUUCGUCAUUAUUGUAGUACAAUAAUAUCAGAAGGUUUCUCACAGAAAUAUGAGUUGUUUCGGCAAGCUAACCCUCAUUAUCAAUGAACAGGGAAAGUUACUCCAUCGUCUCAAACAGUCCAAGAUUUGAAACGAAGGAAGGGCCAUGAAAGUCCAUUCCUUAGAGCUAAGCUUUUGUGGUUUUAAUCACAACAGGAAAUGUGACUCCUGACUGACUGGUCCUUGUGUUUCACUAUGCAUUUUUUCUUAUAUUGCUAUUAUUGUAUGCUGUACAACAUGAACUAUGGUUAUUAUCUCAAGGAAUAUAAUGACCACUUAUGUGUGAACACUUAAUAUAUUCCAUAGUAUUACUUAGCAGCUGUUAGGGUUCAUAAGGAUUGCUGUCUCAAUUUAACUUAUUAAAAUGAAUCACUUUGACCUCAAUUUAGAUAAUCUAAGGAUCCAAUGAUUGGUUUACUGAUUAAAACAAUCGAUUAAGGUUAUAUUAAAUCACAACAACACUCGGCUCACAAUAUUGUAUUCGCCAUGACUGAAAAAUCUACUUUAUUCAAAUUUUUCGAGUAUUUUUGCUGCCACAACGACCAAGUCGUAGUUUGGGCUGUUAUUCUUAUUUUUCCUUAUUUUAAUCCUCAUUUGUUUGCCUCUGCACUAUGAAUAGCAUCUUGCUAUUUUACUUUCUACCAACAGAGGUCAUUGUUGCAAACGUGGAGUUCUGUCCCCAACAUUUAUUCCGUCUACAGCUUUGUUUACAUUUGCACUGGCCAUCAUCAUUUUGUCUUGGACCAGGGAAUUCUGACAAUGAUUGCCUUUGACUUUAUGUGGAAACGGUUCAAAUAUUUGUGUGAAGGUAUUUAUGCUAGUUAAAAUAUAGAAACUCAUGACAAUUUGGGUUUUAUAAUAAAAAAAGGAGUAAAAGA